Molecule: messenger RNA, 733 nt
Organism: Notothenia coriiceps (black rockcod)
Lineage: Eukaryota; Metazoa; Chordata; Actinopteri; Perciformes; Nototheniidae
Gene: cdca8
Product: cell division cycle associated 8
Exons: 8
Coding region: 118-684 (188 amino acids)
Biological process (GO): mitotic sister chromatid segregation
Cellular component (GO): chromosome passenger complex; chromosome, centromeric region; spindle midzone
Source: RefSeq, a predicted model, not a curated record
AAAAUAAUUAAAAAACGAGGUCGCCAUGACCAAAACGGAUUAUUGAGAGGGUUGUUAUUAAAUGUUUGUGCGUGGGGAAGAAGCUGACUAUUAAGGAAGUCAGCCGAAUUGCAAGACAUGGCUCCCAGGAAAACAAGAACUACGGCCAAGGCAAGGAAAAAUAACCCCAAGACGGCUAAGCUAGAAGCCUUCCUGGAGGACUUCGACAUCGAGGUGAAGACCAGAGUGGAUCAGAUGAAAGAGAAGCUCAACCAUCUGCUGAAAGAUGUGGACAAAGGCUACAACAUGGCACUCAUUAAGCUCCCAAAGUGUCUCCGCCAAAUGCCAUGGAUGGAACAAUUCAAAUCUGAGAAACCAAAGUCACCAGAAGUGGCGAAUGUUAGUAGAGAAGAGGAAGCUGCUAUUGUUGAGAGCAUUGUGGCCGAGAACAAUCCAGCCCUUUUCCAAUCAGUCGAAAAAGCAACAAAUACAUCAGCUAAAUCCACUUUAGAAGAUGAAAACCCCUCGGGCACAACACGGAAGGCGAAAGCAACAAGGAAACCUCCAACCACAUCAAAGAGAGCAAAGGCCCUGACGGUCAGACGAUCGAGCAGGAAUCCAUUUGUCACUCCUGCAAGGAAAAGGAAUUAUUCUCUGAUGAUGGGAGCCACGCCCCUCAUUACCCCACGCUUUGAUCCCAGGUAAGCAGGCUUCAUAGUAAAAGCUGCAUUUAAAAAUGCAUAAUAAUAUUGUC